GUCAUUCUUCUCCCUCCCCAUGUGGGUUGAUGUGAUGGUUAAUGCACCAACUGUUCUUGUAGCUAGCACCCACCGUCCUUGCCUGGACAACAUGUACGUAUCCCUGGACUCACUCCUGCAGUGUAGGUGUCAUACAAGUACACACUUAAACGUCUAUCUGGGCCAUCUCCCCACGACAUGACAUAGCUCUCAAAAAACAUAUAUAGCUCAUAGAUCCAUCAGAACCUUCCAACUCUCUCUGCGCAUCACUCAGUCAGUCGUGGGCGUGUCAGUCAAGACAUAUUGCUGUCCGCCAACCCACACACCCCUCACACGCGCUUCCAGUAUGCUGCGCCACGAGUGCGACGAUAUGUCGCAAUCAAGCACUGCCACACGCACAUAGAGACAGAGAAACAGACCGAUCAACCGAGUGCGAGUGAUCCGUGUGCCUACCCUACCGGUCAGGUCGGCUGCGUAUCCUGGCUUGAUGUGUCCCAGCAGCACGGAUGGCGGAGGGGCAGUCUGAUCGUCUGUGCGCGAGGCGAACGCACCGCCGAUGGUGUAGAGCGCCAGAGCCUCGUCGAACGUCAGACGCUCCUGCGUCACACACACAGAUACACACAUGCCCUCCCUGCCACGAGUGGUUUGUUCGUCGCCUUAGGCAGGCAGGCAGUUACCUCAGGGCGAAACGUGUCAUUUUCGGAAGGGACGGGCGGGAGCUGCCCCUGUGGUUGUGUUGUCACUCGUGAAGAGAGUGGGUAGACGUGUUGGGUGGGUCGGUAGAUGGCGUCGAGUAUGCCUUUCAAUGGGCUGAAGUGCUCGAUCGGGCUGUCGCUCCCACCUGAUGCAUGGAGCCGAGCCGUCCGUCCAUCCAUCCAUCCAUCCAUCCAUGACACACACAGACAAAGCAAGAGGGGCAUCUGCGUGCACUCCCUGACUUACCGGAACAUGGGAUGCCGCCGUCCAUGAUGGUCUUCCACACAUAGGCGUACUCGAGUGCCUCGCCGCCCACAACCUUGUCAACCCAUGACGCAUCCGUCGGCACAAAUGGCGGCUGCAUACAUUUGCGCAAUCGUGUGGGUGGAGAUACACACAUACAUACACAAGGGCGAUUGUGGGUGGGUUGUCUUGCUCACUGACCUGUAUGUUCCCAAUGACGCCGAGCCGCUUCAUUUUGUCAAUGAGGUCCCUGCCUAGCAGUUGGCAGUGAGUCAGCACGGGCCGCAUGGAGGGAGGCACCCCCGCCCGAUCAAAUGCAUCCAACACCUACAGACAGGCACACCAGAUACCCUCCCUCGACCUGUGUCUUCACUACCCCUCCAGCUGUCUCUUCGGCUGACCUCUUCAGCCGCCCUAUCGCCUAUGGCGUGUACCUCCAGCCGCAGACCACACAAACUGCAUUCGCAUGCACCAAAUACACACACGGGCGCACUUCGAGAAGCCAGCGAAAUCUCCUGAACACACAACUCCCUCACGUGGCCAGCUCGAAUCGCCUCUGCAGCUCGUCUGGGGUCUCGAUGAGGAUGCCCCUCCCGCCCUGAUCCGUUCCAUUGGCCGCGUGCGCCUGCCAGGGCGUCUCCACAUCGCUGUGGCCCGCCGGGCUGCCCGUGGUCUCAUUGGUGGUGGUGCCCGUCUUAUAAGGCUGCCGCACAGCCGCCGUCUUGGCGCCCAGGGACCCGUCAGCGAACACCUUGACUCGAUCGCAGGACACUCGCGAGUGCACGGAAGGGCCCUGGUGUGACAGGCAACUCAACCAACGGAGGGAUGCAGGAAGACCGGCAGGGAACGAGGCGCAAUGCUUACGCGGACAUUGAGCUGGGUCCUGAGCAGCUCUUGUCGGUCGCUGUCGUUCAUCGUCCGAGCAUACUGGAGCACCUCCUCAGUGGACGGUCCCUCUGAGCCCAUAUGCUUGGCAAACGCCUGGAUCAGAUCCUCAAACAUGACCGUGUGGAACACACUGGCCAGCAGGACAGGAAGCAGGACAGCAGCCACGUCCACACGACACGAGAUCAGUUGUGUGUACCUUCGCCUACCGAAUGGGGAGUCGUUUCGCCGCCUCCAGCCUUCUGUAAAGCUCGACAGCGUCGCCAUCGUUGGACUGGACGGCCGUUAGGCCGGUGCGGGCCAUCUCCUCCAGCGCACUCGAUAUGAACUCCAUCCGCACCUCGUCCGACUCAGCCAGCGCAUAACUUGUCACCUGCACACACAUGGCGCCACACACACCAUGCCAUGCAGAGCACUCACUACUGCUGCCGUGUCGGUCGGUAUGAUCGGUAUGAGGAGCCCGCACCCACCAGGCUAUAAGCCGGUUCCUCAUAGAAGAGCCCAUCAGGGGUGCCGUCGUCAUAGAGGCCCACCCGGCCGCCGUCCACUUUGCCCCAGCUGUCGACUUGGUCCAGCGGCAGGUUGGCGGCCCUGAGGCCGGCCGUGUUGGUGACGGCGACGUGGAAACAGGCGCGAUAGAGGAAGACCGGUCUGUCUGGGACGUACUUGUCGAUGUCCUUCCUCGUCGGCAUGCGCCUCUCUUUCAGCGAUUCCUGAGCCCACCCUGAGCCCACGAUCCACGCACGAUUCGGGUGGCUGACAGACAGACAGACAGACAGACAGAAGAGGUACAUGUGGGUGGGUAAGUAGGUGUUUCUAUCCACCUUAUUUACCUCUCUGCGAAUUGUUUGCAUCGCUGGCCGAUGUCGUCGAUGGAUGUGGUGUUGGCCAAGUCCACACUGCUGCGCUUCGCACCCGUCAUCUCGACGUGAAUGUGGCUGUCAUGCAAACCUGAACACCACACACACACACGCACGCACGCACACACACAGGCAUCCAUAGCACUCUGAGAUAGACCUGUGUACCUGGCACCGCAUAAGCCCCUUGCAGGUCCACCACACGAGCGCCAUCCUCAGGCCCAACACCAUGCCCGUCGUCCGCCUCGACCGCCUUGAUAAGUCCAUCUUGCACCAACACACGGUUGCGACGGAAGGCGCCCUUGAAUGGCAUCGAAGAUGACUCCCACUCCCAGAUGUGACCUCCCACCAGCCAGGCGGCGGCCGUGCUGUCCGAUGUAUUCACGCAGGGGGAGGCAAGGUCGCACUCGGGGAUAAACUGAGUCACUUGGGCAGCGGCGUUAUGAAGCUGCCGACACCCAUCCAUCCAUCUCAGUCAGAUGAAAGCGUUGACCUCAUUUCAUUGAGUGAUGCUAUCGACAGCUUGCUUACGAAGAGGGAAAGCGCCACAAGACCUUUGGCAUCUGCCGAGCGCAGAUUCAUCAUCGGGAUGGAUGGAUAGAUCAAUCUGGGAAGGAGAUCUCAAGGCUUGUCAUUCAAUCGCGGGCUGCUGACAUGACAGACACCAACGAAGCACAUCCCCAGAUCCUCUCUCCUCCUUCUCCUCUGCGUUGAAGAAACGCG
This is a messenger RNA of Vitrella brassicaformis, 3383 nucleotides long. The record is from the annotation of a GenBank genome assembly. Lineage: Eukaryota; Vitrellaceae.